AACUUUUUUCUUCUCUUUUGCUAUAAAAAGCUCACAAAUAUCUUCUCCGCUUUGGCGCUUAUGAGGGCUUUUAUUUUGUUCUCUUCUCCUAUUCUCUGUUUAUUCAACAAUAUUUCCUUUUGGUUUUCGGUCAAUGUACUUUCUUUCCAUUGGCCGUUUUUGUCCAAUUCUAGCUAAUUUCUAAUUAAGCAUAGACAUAUAUAUAUAUAUAUAUAUAUAAAUCAAAUUAUAGUAUGUACCCGCAGCCUCACAACCACCACUUUGAUGUUCCUUGUUUCCAUUGCCACCCCCAUGCCUAUAUCCGGAUGGUCCAACAUCUGAUAGAGAGAUGCUUGCUGCUUCAUAUGAGUCGAGAUGAGUGCGUAAAGGCAUUGGCUCACCAUGCAAACAUUCGCCCUCUCAUAACACUUACAGUGUGGAAAGAGCUCCAGAAAGAGAAUUCUGAAUUCUUCCGGGCAUAUUUCCAUACUAUUUCUCCCAAUCCAUUCCUCCGUACCCAAAUUCACGAGGGGUGAGCCGAGCGCAAUGAGAAGACAAUAUCACUGGAGGUGACCCAUAAUUUGCAAUACAUAUAUGAUGAUUAAUUAAUUUAGGUUGUUUCUAGAUCAAGUAAGUUCUUAUACUACUACUGCUAUUAUUAUUAUUAUUAUUUAUUUUGGAACAAAAAAGUGAAGAUGUGUAAAAGUAUGAAUGCUAAAUGUAAAUGUUUAGAGAACCGAUUAGAUUUUUGUUUACUAAAUUGAUAAAUGGGUUAUCUCCUUGUGUCCACCACUCUGAUCUCCAUAUGCUGAUUGAUUAAUACAAGAUAUUUUCUCAUA
Molecule: messenger RNA, 818 nt
Organism: Benincasa hispida (wax gourd)
Lineage: Eukaryota; Viridiplantae; Streptophyta; Magnoliopsida; Cucurbitales; Cucurbitaceae
Source: RefSeq, a predicted model, not a curated record